UUUUUUUUUCUCCUUCGCCUGCAGCACUAACGGCCUCGCCAAUCUUGCUAGGAUCGGUUGACUCAGCUUGCCUUUGCCGACGUAGUCCCGCCAACGGCUCCUCGCCGGUUUUACCCAUUUAACAGCUGUAUAAACAUGCUAAAAGCACAGACAGCUCGCACCACGCUUCAAAGUUUGGUGUCUCGACAGUUCUCGAGUAUUUCGAAGUAUGUAACUCGAGUCCCACAGUUGCUCGGUAACCCCCGACGCUGUUAUCUCUCGGGAAAUGCUUCCGUAGAGAAGCAGAAACAGCCUUUUCCGUUGCACUCCCUAGUGCUUCCGACGACCGAUGCCCUUUCCCGGUCGAUUCUUUCGUUUGUGGACCAAGGAGUACUUACGGACACCGAUACUUCUGUUGAAUACACACACGCAGCACUGAAGGCCGGUGCUGGCUCCAGUAGUCCGUCAAAGCUCUUGUUAUUCAACGGACCGAGCCACAAAGCAGUGGUGCAGUUGCGGUCCAGGGUGAUUGAUGAGCUCCGUAACUACAGAAAGAACAAACUAAUAUUUACGUUUUCUGAGACCGAAGCCCCGCUUCUCCAGAAAAAGGUAGACGCACUUCGACUGCAAGCCCCGUACAAACAUGUCUUUGUUGAAUGGCACCAGGAUGCGGGCAAGGGGCCCGGCCAGGUGAGCGUUUAUGCCCCUUCAAGGGACGUGGCGGAUCUGCUUGGGGUAAAGAUCCGCAUGGCGUUAGAAGCAGCCAGGGUGGCUGUUAAGGAUAAGUCUUGUUUGCUCGAGAACUUCGAAGUCUGAUGUUGUUGUUAUUGAUUGCAUCCCAGAAGAAAGAAAAUCAUUGCCCCGCUGGGGUAAGCAGGUGUUGUCAAACUGCCCGCAGGUAUGAUGGGCAUAUGGUACAGGGUCUAAUCUACGUCUACCAGCAGUGGUGAUCUUAUAAAUAGUGAAAUUCACGAUUAUACAUA
This is a messenger RNA of Babjeviella inositovora NRRL Y-12698, 962 nucleotides long. RefSeq lists its product as uncharacterized. NCBI's taxonomy places the organism in Eukaryota, Fungi, Ascomycota, Pichiomycetes, Serinales. Bases 136 to 795 code for a protein of 219 amino acids. The record is from RefSeq and is a predicted model, not a curated record. The transcript has a single exon.